GAGCAUUGCUACUACUGCUUCGACGUGCUUGAGGCGGCUCUGAAGCGAGCAUCUCCGCCCAAGCCUCGCUUUGUGCCGGGCGACGACUCCAUGCAACGUAGGCCGCUGUUCGUGACGUGGAACACCAUCAGUGCAAAAGGUGAUCGACGGCUACGCGGCUGCAUCGGCACGUUCGGUCCUGUUCCGCUCGAGUCUGGCCUGGCAGACUACGCCAAGACGAGUGCGUUCAAGGAUCAUCGUUUCAGCCCCAUCACAGAGCGCGAGCUUGCAUCUCUCGAAUGCGGCAUUUCGCUGCUCACGCCCUUUGAGCCGUGUGCAGACUACACAGACUGGACCAUCGGCGAGCACGGCAUCUACAUCCACGUGCCAAGCAGCAGCGGACGCUGGCUGACAGCCACGUAUCUGCCCGACGUGAUCCCCGAGCAAGGUUGGAGCAAGCGCGAGGCCGUCGACAGUGCCAUUCGCAAGGCGGGCCACACGGGCAGCAUCGAUGAGGCACUGCGCAGGCGCCUAAAGGUGGAGCGCUACCGCAGCGAGAAGUGCUCGCGCACCUACGAGCAGUGGCGUGCG
Messenger RNA from Tilletiopsis washingtonensis, 570 nucleotides. RefSeq names its product AMMECR1-domain-containing protein. The record is from RefSeq and is a predicted model, not a curated record. The annotation marks the transcript as partial. The transcript has 4 exons. NCBI's taxonomy places the organism in Eukaryota, Fungi, Basidiomycota, Exobasidiomycetes, Entylomatales.